AUGAGGUGGCUUUCCCUAGUCACCCUGAUCGGGCUGGCACUAGCUCAGGAUACAGCCCAUACUACCACCACCUCGGACACCUCUACGACCCUGUCCUCCACCUCGUAUAAUUUAUCCGAUGCUUCCACCGUCACAGGAACCGUAGCGUUGCCCUCCGGAACCUACGUGACCUACAGCAGCACCGUCACCCUCAGCAAUGGCGAUACUUCCUUAGAGGCUAUUAUUUCAUCCAUCGCCGCGAACGCGACCACCACCGGGAACCAGACGGUGGUUACCACUACCUCCCACUCCGUGACGGUCCUUGUUGGCGGGGCAGGUACGACAACGCUAGGCAACAAUAGCAUGAAUGCCACAGCCACGACCACUGCCACGACCACCACCCAGACCCCCGUCAUCAACAGCCGGCCUUGCAAUGGCUACGUCGAGCUCUGCGGGCGGAACUAUUCCAACAUCACCAAUGUCGCGGCACAUAACAGUCCCUUUGACCGCUCAGGCAAUGCCGCCUCCAACCAGAUGUUCGACGUGACUGCCCAGCUGAAUGACGGGAUUCGCAUGCUGCAAUUCCAAGUUCACUACCAGAAUGGUUCCAUGUGGCUCUGCCAUACCUCUUGUGAUAUUCUUAACAUGGGAACCCUUCAAGCCUACCUCGAGUCAGUCGCCAUCUGGAUGCGCAAGAACCCCUACGACGUGGUCACCAUUUUAAUGGGCAAUUACGACUACGUCAGCCCCCAGAAUUUCACCGAGCCCAUCCAGAAUUCAGGUCUCAUGGACUACGUGUAUACUCCGUCCAAGAUUCCCAUGGCCCUGCAUGACUGGCCCACCUUGUCAGAGAUGAUUCUGACUCAGAAGCGUGUUGUCUUCUUCAUGGAUUACCAAGCCAACCAGACCGCCAUCCCAUGGCUGAUGGACGAGUUCUCCCAAAUCUGGGAGACCCCGUUCUCUCCGACCGACGACAACUUCCCGUGCACUGUGCAGCGGCCACCGGGUCUGGCGCGCCAAGGUGCCGAGACUCGCAUGUACCUGGCCAACCACAACCUGAACCUGGAUCUCAGUUUCGGCCCCAUCAACCUCCUGAUUCCCAACACCGCUCAGCUGAAUCAGACCAACGGAGUCAAUGGCACCGGCACGACAUGGAACCGCCCGCCCAACUUCCUCCUAGUCGACUACUACAACUACGGCGAUCCUAAAAACGGAUCAGUCUUUGAAGUCGCCGCCGAAAUGAAUAACGUCACCUACAAUUGGAAGUGCUGCGGGUCCAAAUCCGCCGCCGUCCACGGAGUGUCCAUUUCCAGCCUCUCAACUCUGCUUGCCCUAGUAGCAGGCAUUCAGUUCCUCCUGACAGCAAUCUAA
Messenger RNA from Penicillium maclennaniae, 1350 nucleotides. RefSeq lists its product as uncharacterized. Gene Ontology annotation, biological process: lipid metabolic process. Gene Ontology annotation, molecular function: phosphoric diester hydrolase activity. Lineage: Eukaryota; Fungi; Ascomycota; Eurotiomycetes; Eurotiales; Aspergillaceae. Bases 1 to 1350 code for a protein of 449 amino acids. The transcript has 3 exons. The record is from RefSeq and is a predicted model, not a curated record.